Molecule: messenger RNA, 806 nt
Organism: Saccoglossus kowalevskii
Lineage: Eukaryota; Metazoa; Hemichordata; Enteropneusta; Harrimaniidae
Product: arylsulfatase B-like
Source: RefSeq, a predicted model, not a curated record
AUGUCAAUAAGUGUACUUCUAACAGUCCCAGUGCUUUUUCUGUCUGCAUUUGCUCGUUGUGACAGUCAACCGAACAUUGUUUUCAUUUUUGCUGAUGACUAUGGAUGGAAUGACAUUGGUUACCACAAUCCUAUUUUCCAAACACCGAAUCUCAAUAGCUUAGCUGCGGACGGGAUCAAGUUGGAAAACUACUAUGUUGCACCGGUGUGUACACCAUCAAGAGGACAGCUAUUGACAGGACGAUAUGCGAUGCGGUAUGGGUUGGUACACAGAAAUAUAAGGCCUGCUCAACGAAUGUGUCUACCACUCGAUGAAGUAACAUUACCUGAGAAAAUGAAGCAAGCAGGUUACGCAACUCAUAUGGUCGGGAAAUGGCACCAGGGAUUCUACACACCAGCAUGCAUUCCCACACAACGUGGAUUCGAUAGUUUCUUCGGAUUUUACAUUUGUACUGAAGAUUAUUUCACUCAUUCUGCCAGUGGUGGAUUUGAUUUGAAAAGAGGUGAGACUGAUCCAUUGUUUUUGUACUUGGCUUACCAGUCAGUACACGCUAAGUAUGCAAGUGUUCCACAGCAAUACUCGGAUCUCUACAAUGGCAUAAUAGAAGAUGAACGUCGGCGUACAUUGGCUGGAAUGGUAACCUGUAUGGAUGAAGGUAUUGGGAAUAUUACCAAAACAUUAAAAGAUUCUGGAAUCUGGGAUAACACUAUUUUAAUAUUUUCAAAUGACAAUGGUGGAUUGCCAGCCCAUGGUGGUAACAAUUGGCCUCUUCGGGUGAGAGAAUCGUUAUAUGAGUGUUGUUCGGG